CGCCAUUUGGUGAGAGAGGAGCAGGUGAAGGAGGGUCGUCCUUCUCUCUCCGUCCCUCCCUCCCUCACUCUCCGUGUGCCCCCCCUGCUCAUCUAUAACCCCCUCCCCAACAACAGCCGCCCCCAGAGAGGAGUGAUCCUAACAUCAAAAACUCAGAGAAGACCAAUCUCGCCUUUCACCGGGCGGAGGACGCAGCGGAAAGAGUGAUCGUAACAUCAAAACGAGGAAGACAGCGUCCCUCUAUUUAUCUCCCACUCCCCCCACCCCACCCUACCCCACCCCACCCCAUCGCUGACCUGCCAGGAGGAGGAAACAGCUCUCUCUCUCUCUGUUCAGCGGAAAGAGCGAUCAUAACACCUAAACCGUGAAGACAACGUCCCGCUUUACCUCCCUCCCCUUCCCCCUCCCCCCUCCCCCCUGGCCCCCUCCCAUUCGACUUCUCCCCCAUUCCCACCCCCCCAUCCACCCCCACUCUCCCACUUCCCCCAAAGACCCAAGAGCAACCAGGAAGAGGAAGCAGGAACGCCCCGUGUUUGCUGUGGACUGAUUGACUCUGUGUUACCGUCAGCUGCGGACAUUGGAUCAUGGAAUCUGCUGUUGAAAGUGGAUUGAACGUCACCCUCAGUCUCCGCCUCCUGAUGCACGGCAAGGAGGUGGGAAGCAUCAUCGGAAAGAAAGGAGAGACCGUCAAAAAGAUGCGAGAGGAGAGUGGAGCCCGCAUCAAUAUCUCCGAAGGGAACUGUCCGGAGCGCAUCGUGACGCUGUCCGGACCCACGAGUGCCAUUUUCAAGGCGUUCUCGAUGAUAACGCACAAGCUAGAAGAGGACAUCAACAGCGCCAUGGUCAACAGCACUGCCUCGAGCCAGCCACCGGUCACUCUGCGGAUUGUCAUUCCCGCCAGCCAGUGUGGCUCUCUCAUCGGGAAGGGAGGCUGCAAGAUCAAGGAGAUUCGAGAGUCCACAGGAGCCCAGGUUCAGGUGGCUGGAGACAUGCUUCCAAACUCAACAGAGAGGGCCAUCACCAUCGCUGGGACCCCGGCCUCCAUCAUUGAGUGUGCCAAGCAGAUCUGCGUGGUCAUUCUCGAGCAGUCCUCUCCAAAAGGGAUCACCGUCCCCUAUCGUCCCAAGCCAGUUUCGGCACCUGUCAUCUUUGCCGGCGGCCAGGCCUACACCAUUCAGGGGCAGUUUGCUAUUCCACAUCCUGAUCUCACCAAGUUACACCAGCUCGCAAUGCAGCAAACCCCUUUCACCCCCGUGGGACAGACCAGUCCUGGAUACUCAGGUUUGGAUUCCACUCAGACCAGUUCACAUGAAAUUGCAAUUCCAAAUGACUUGAUCGGAUGCAUUAUUGGACGUCAGGGGAGUAAGAUCAAUGAGAUCCGGCAGAUGUCUGGGGCGCAGAUUAAGAUCUCAAACCCAGUGGAGGGAUCGACUGACCGACAGAUCACCAUCACCGGAUCUCCAGCCAACAUCAGCCUGGCUCAGUACCUCAUCAACGCCAGUCUGGAAAGUGCUAAGUCCACCACCCAGAAAGGCCCUGCCCUGGUCCCAGAACUCGACAUCAGUCUGUCUGAACCCGCUGCCCCUUCCUCUGCCCCGGUGUCGCUUUCUGAGUUACCAGCUGAGCUCCCCAGCUCCCUGCCGAGUGACCCUUACCUCUCCAGUGUGAUUGGCGUGAAGCCUGUGUCGCUCCUCACAGUCAGUAUGGUGUCCUCCAAGGGUUCUGCAACAGGGAGUGUCUCCAGCAAGGUGGCUUCCAGCAGCCAGCUGGCAAAGAAGUCAGUGGAAAAGCAGCGAUUCUCUCCCUACUGAUGCCUGGAAAUGCGUCUGCCAUCUCUGUAGGGGCCUUCUGCCUGUUCUCCCCUGUCACAGGAAACUGAGAAAUGUGUCGAUGGUUCUGCCGAAAACAAAAAGCUCUAAUUUCUCUCUCUGUCUCUCCCCCCCCCCCCUGUGAGCGCUCGCUCGCUCUCUCUCUCCCCCACGCGCUCGCUCUCUCUCCCACCCCGCGCGCUCGCUCUCUCUCCCACCCCGCGCGCUCGCUCUCUCUCCCACCCCGCGCGCUCGCUCUCUCUCCCACCCCGCGCGCUCGCUCUCUCUUCCCCGCGCGCUCUCUCUCUCUCCCCCACGCGCUCGCUCUCUCUCCCACCCCGCGCGCUCGCUCUCUCUCCCACCCCGCGCGCUCGCUCUCUCUCCCACCCCGCGCGCUCGCUCUCUCU
This is a messenger RNA of Hemiscyllium ocellatum (epaulette shark), 2215 nucleotides long. RefSeq names its product poly(rC)-binding protein 2-like. The record is from RefSeq and is a predicted model, not a curated record. Bases 585 to 1811 code for a protein of 408 amino acids. Gene Ontology annotation, cellular component: nucleus; cytoplasm. Gene Ontology annotation, molecular function: mRNA binding. NCBI's taxonomy places the organism in Eukaryota, Metazoa, Chordata, Chondrichthyes, Orectolobiformes, Hemiscylliidae. The transcript is spliced from 16 exons. Gene Ontology annotation, biological process: regulation of gene expression; regulation of RNA metabolic process.